This is a messenger RNA of Annulohypoxylon truncatum, 1996 nucleotides long. RefSeq names its product YVTN repeat-like/Quino protein amine dehydrogenase. NCBI's taxonomy places the organism in Eukaryota, Fungi, Ascomycota, Sordariomycetes, Xylariales, Hypoxylaceae. Gene Ontology annotation, biological process: ribosomal large subunit assembly. The transcript has 6 exons. Gene Ontology annotation, cellular component: nucleolus. Gene Ontology annotation, molecular function: protein binding. The record is from RefSeq and is a predicted model, not a curated record. The coding region runs from base 182 to 1729 and encodes 515 amino acids.
AACUUUUAGUAUUCUUCCUUCAUCCACCCCGCGAAGUUGUAAUCGAGUUAACGAGAAAAGCUGGUCUAUUCGUCUAUUUGUGUAGAACUUUCUAAAUACGAACUACCUUAUUCUCAAUUCUUAAAACAUAGUCGCUAACUACAACUCGCGAAUUUUAAAAAAAAGCGAAGAUCCCCAUACCAUGGCUACCAUAGCCCCGCCGCCUUCAAAGCGACAGCGACGCGAAGCUCUAGAGCGCACUCAGAUCCAACAAGAUGUCACACCUCCGGUCAUCGAAGCCGGUUCUUUCAAAGCGCGAUUCGUAGACAACGACGGAAACCAACUAGCCGAUACGAUAGAAGUACCCCUAGCAGACGCGACCGAGAAAAACGUGUCUUUGUUACUCAAUACUUUGUUGGGAAGGGAACGCGAAGAGUUCACGCCAUAUCGCUUUCGCAUACAUAUACCCAAUUCAGACGUGAUCGUCGAUAACUACCCGACGCCCUCGGAAUUCCUAGCAGUCCUCCGUAAACAUGGUAUCGAGAAUCCUUUCGAGACAACUAUAACCUUAGCCGCCGAGCCCCAGGCAGUAUUCAAAGUACAAGCCGUGACACGCAUGUCCAAUAGGAUACCGGGGCACGGAGAAGCCAUCUUAGCAGCGCAGUUCUCGCCUAAGACUAGCAGUCUAUUAGCUACUGGAUCCGGCGAUAACACGGCGAGAAUAUGGAAUACAGAUAGCGGGACGCCGAAGUACACCCUCAAAGGUCAUUCGGGUUGGGUCUUGGCGUUGGCCUGGAGUCCAGAUGGGCAAAAUUUGGCUACUGGUAGUAUGGACAAGACUGUUAGGAUAUGGGACGAAUCCGGGCAAUCUGUCGGCAGACCGUUUAAUGGCCAUUCUAAAUGGAUCACGAACAUCGCGUGGCAGCCAUUCCAUUUAUGGCGUGACGACACGCCGAAAUUAGCAAGCGCUAGCAAAGAUGCCACGAUUCGCGUAUGGAUCGUGAAUACCGGCAAGACAGAACAUGUUCUGUCCGGACAUAAAGGUAGUGUUAGCUGCGUUAGAUGGGGCGGGACGGAUCUUAUCUACAGUGCCAGCCAAGACAAGACUGUCAAAGUCUGGGAUGCAGUGAGUGGGACGCUGAAACAUACGUUGUCCUCGCAUGCCCAUUGGGUGAAUCACCUUGCGCUCUCUACGGAUUUUGUGCUCCGGACGGCGUUCUACGACCACACAAAAAAUGUGCCGGGGACUACGGAGGAAAAGCGGGCGAAGGCGAAAGAACGUUUUGAGAAGGCUGCAAAACAGCAAGGUAGGAUAGCCGAACGGGUUAUCUCCGCCAGCGACGACUUCACGAUGUAUCUCUGGGAUCCAGCUCAGGGGACGAAGCCUCUGGCACGUCUUUUAGGCCACCAGAAACAAGUGAAUCAUGUUUCAUUCUCCCCAGAUGGGAACUUGAUUGCUAGCGCUGGCUGGGAUAACCACAUCAAGAUAUGGGGCCGCGACGGGAAAUUUCUGACGACACUGCGAGGACAUGUUGCACCGGUAUACCAAUGUGCUUUCUCGGCCGAUUCGCGCCUUCUCUGUUCUGGGUCGAGGGAUACUACUCUGAAAGUAUGGGACAUGCGAUCUUUCAAGUUAUCGGUCGAUUUACCCGGCCAUGAAGACGAGGUGUAUGCGUUAGAUUGGUCCUUGGAUGGCCGGCUCGUUGGGUCCGGAGGAAAAGACAAAGCUGUCCGGCUCUGGCGAAAUUGAUGGGAAAAUGAAGUUUCAGAGCUGAGUCGAGAUAAGCUCAUUGUAAACUCAUUGCCGGGCUCCACCACCUUGGAAGCUGGAUCGUUCUGGACACUACGACUACAUAACGUUACAUACAGAUUCCCUCGUAGAUAUGUAAUCUAAUGGCAACUUCUCAUCAUAGUGACGGGAUGGAGCUUUAGAAAUUGGUAUACGAAACAAUACCCGAAAAAGGGUUGAAAGGAACAUGAACCACGUGUGUAACCCACAUGGGUUCAUGUAUUUAGA